UCGCGGCCUGUAUUGAAAAGGUGAUAAAAGACACGCACCUUCAAUUUCGCAGUUCGUCUGUAAUUCUACAAUGAAACUGCUGGUUGUGUUUUCUGUAUUCGUGGCUAGUGCCCUGGGCCAGAAUGGCCUCCCCCUGACCCCCGUCUGUGCCCCUACAACGUGUAUGGUGGUGCUGUGCAUGUCUGCCCAAGGAUGCGACGGGCGUAUAGAGCCACAUGGCGGCUUCUGUGGCUGUUGUCCGAUCUGUGUGAAGCAACUCUCUGCCGGCGACUCGUGUGACGCCAGCGCCAGUGAUGUUGAGUGUGGCAAGGGUCUUCACUGUGAUACUUCUUCUCAUACCUGUGUCAAAAACACAAGAAGCACAGCAGGGCCCUGUGCUCUGCGUCACCAGGAGUUCCUUGCUAAGGAUCAGCCUUUACCCGGAGAUAUUGAUCUAAAGUGUGAGACUGACGGGACAUACAAGCCCAAACAGUGCAUGGUACCUGGAAGGUGCUUCUGUGUUGACCAAGACGGUAACGACCUCGGCUACUACACCAACUCCGUCGCGGACGCAGGCAACAUGGACUGCACGUGUGCUCGGGAUAAAGCCGCCUACCUGAAGACUGGCCUCAUCGGCAAACUCUUCUUCUGCGACAGCAAAGGCAGCUACAACAAGAAACAGUGCAUGGGCUCUGUCUGCUUCUGCGCCGACAACAACGGCAAGACGCUGACCAACGGCCAAACUGUCAACAUCGGUGAAAUGGACAAGCUCCAGUGUUAGGUGUCGGAUACUGCCAUGUGCGGAGCAUGUGACCCACGUUUCUUGUAUACCCGGUGUGACAUUGGUCUCAUAUAUACGAGGAAUACAUCGCAUGGAAUAAUU
This is a messenger RNA of Haliotis rufescens (red abalone), 862 nucleotides long. RefSeq lists its product as uncharacterized. Bases 71 to 760 code for a protein of 229 amino acids. The record is from RefSeq and is a predicted model, not a curated record. NCBI's taxonomy places the organism in Eukaryota, Metazoa, Mollusca, Gastropoda, Lepetellida, Haliotidae. The transcript has 5 exons.